Messenger RNA from Trichomonas vaginalis G3, 286 nucleotides. RefSeq lists its product as uncharacterized. The transcript has a single exon. The record is from RefSeq and is a predicted model, not a curated record. The annotation marks the transcript as partial. NCBI's taxonomy places the organism in Eukaryota, Parabasalia, Trichomonadida, Trichomonadidae.
AUGAGAAGACGUUUCACAAGUCAAAAGAACACAAACGCAAAAGCAGAGAUUACGGUUGGUUAUAACGUAAAUGAUGAUAAAUCACGAAUUAUUCAAAAUGUUAAAGUUAAUGUUAGCCCUGAAUUAACUCGUGACUUACCAAAGAAAGAGGAGGAGCAAAAUAAAGAAGAUGGAGACCCAAUCAUUUUAUCUGAACCCGGUAAAGAACCCGUUGAAAUCCCCACAUAUCCAACAUACCCCCCACCUCUUUCAUCAAACAUCGAGAACCCAGGAAUCUACGAUUCCA